AUGGACUUUGUCCUGGGCAAGCGCGGGAUUCUGGCCUUCUUCACCCUAUCGGUGUUGACACUCAUGGUUGCCCUUGAUGGGACGAGUAUCUCUGUUGCUCUGCCUAUCAUCACGCGAGACCUCAAAGGAACAGCAAUCGAGGCCUUCUGGAGCGGAACCUCGUUUCUUCUCUCCUCGACAGUCUUCCAGCCCAACUUUGCCUCGCUGUCUGGCAUCUUUGGUCGACGGCCGCUGGUGCUGACUGCCCUGACGCUCUUCUUCGUCGGCACGGUGAUCUGCUCCGUGGCCAACGACUUCACGCAUAUGCUUAUUGGACGCUCUAUCCAAGGUGUCGGCGGUGGAGGCUUGAUUGCCCUCAGCGAGGUUAUUGUCACUGACCUGGUUCCUCUGCGCCUUCGAGGACAGUACUUUGGGAUCUUGUCUGCCAUGUGGAGUGUUGGCUCUGUUACCGGGCCUAUCCUCGGUGGUGGCUUUGCGCAGGAUGUUACUUGGCGAUGGAUCUUCUACAUCAACUUCCCCUUCAUCGGCAUCGGACUUGUGUCUAUCGUCCUCUUCCUCAAGCUCAACAUCAUCCCAAGCUCCCUGGCCCAGAAGCUGCGCCAGAUCGACUACAUCGGCACCGUCAUCUUCGUCGGCAGCCUGUCCUCCUUCCUGAUCCCCUUGACCUGGGGCGGCAUCCUCUACUCCUGGUCCUCCUGGCGCACCCUGGUCCCCUUGAUCAUCGGCGUCGUGGGACUGGCCGUCUUCUCCGUCUAUGAAUACCGCUUCGCAACAGACCCUAUCAUCCCCCCGGCCAUCUUCCAAAACCGCACCGCGUCCGUCUCCUUCGCCGGCUCGUUCCUCCAAGGCCUCGUCCUCUGGUGCAUCCUCUACUACCAACCCCUCUACUACGAAGCGGUCAAGGGCUACUCGCCCAUAAUGGCCGGCGUGGCCCUCUUCCCCGCAACAUUCACCGUCGCCCCCUCCGCCGCCGUCGUGGGCAUCCUCGUCACCAAAUUCGGCCACUACCGCUGGGCCAUCUGGACGGGCUGGACUCUCUCGACAUUCGGCCUCGGUCUGCUCUGCUAUAUGGAUGUAGACACCAGCAUCCCGGCCUUUAUCUUCAUCAAUAUCAUCCCCGGGAUCGGUCUCGGUCUGUUAUUCCCGUCUAUCGGAUUCGCCAUCCAAGCCUCCGCAACGAAUGAGACUCUCGCCAUCGCAGUCGGGAUGUUCAGUUUCUUCCGCGCGAUGGGCCAGGCCGUCGGCGUUGCCAUUGGCGGCGUCGUCUUCCAGAAUAGGAUGUAUCACUAUUUACUGCGCUAUGAGUCCCUGGCGCCCAUGGCGGGUGUGUAUUCGCAGGACGCGGCCGGGUUGGUGGAAGUGAUCAAGACGAUGCAUGAUGGUGCGGAGAAACUGGCGCUGCAGACGGCGUAUACGGAUAGUUUGAGGAUAGUGUAUGCGGUUUGCUGUGCGGUUUGUGGGGUGGCGCUGGUGUUGAGUUUGGGGACGCAGAGUUAUGAUUUGAAUCGCGCGUUGGAGAGUGUGCAGGGGCUUAGGGGGAGGGAGGUUGAUGUUGAGGCGAAGUUGUAG
This is a messenger RNA of Aspergillus versicolor CBS 583.65, 1569 nucleotides long. RefSeq lists its product as uncharacterized. The transcript has 3 exons. Gene Ontology annotation, biological process: transmembrane transport. NCBI's taxonomy places the organism in Eukaryota, Fungi, Ascomycota, Eurotiomycetes, Eurotiales, Aspergillaceae. Gene Ontology annotation, molecular function: transmembrane transporter activity. Bases 1 to 1569 code for a protein of 522 amino acids. The record is from RefSeq and is a predicted model, not a curated record.